AUGUGCAUGGACGUUGUUGGUCGGAUGUAUUUGAAGGAAAUUCAUUAUCUUGGCCGAAAACUCAAGAGCAGCAAUCCGUUCUAUUUAAUAAGAGAGGCUAAAGCACGACGUCGUCGGGCUGCGAUGGCUUCUCUGCUGGCACAGAUCGCCAGAGGCAUGAUAUUCGCCCACAGGGAUUACGAUGAACUAUCCCGGAAGAAGUCCAAAAAGAAGCGAACCAAACGCCAUGGAAGUCACAUGCUGCCGAAUGAGAAAUUCAUGUUCGCUCGUCUGCCACCCGAUCCUCCGUCUGAUUGUCAGGUAAUCAGUACUUCUGCGUACUCAGUGCGGAUUGCUUGGGCGCCGGCAUUUUCAACUGAAUCUGAUCUCACUUAUAAUAUUCGCUAUCGCCUCAAGCACAACGAAGACGGGAAGGUCCGUGAAUUGCGAGGAGUUAAAGGUAACACUGUGGAGAUCAUGAGCGUAGAUUCGUGUUCCCUCUACGAGUUCCGCAUCACCGCUGUCAGUAAAUACGGUGAAAGUAAACCUAUUUACCUAGUCCAGUAUACAGAGCCUCAGCUGAGUCCUCAACACAUUUUGGCCACGAAACUUCAUGCGAAUACCAUUGAGCUCACUUGGGAACCACCGUAUAAACGAACGCAUGAUGUCAAGAACUAUAUAGUCUAUUUUACGGAAAAUCCGAACGCAUCGUUGUCGGAAUGGGAGAAGAUUCCGGUCAAUGGCAGGCGGGUAGUGUUCCCGGAUCUUCGUUAUGAUUGGUUCUACAUGUUCAGUGCUACAGCGGUUUUCAAAGAUGGACAACGAUCACCGCUUUCAAGAGCGCUGUUCGUCAAAACCGACAAACUGGAGUUCCAUAAGCAUUGUUAG
This is a messenger RNA of Haemonchus placei, 867 nucleotides long. Lineage: Eukaryota; Metazoa; Nematoda; Chromadorea; Rhabditida; Trichostrongylidae. The record is from the annotation of a GenBank genome assembly.